CAUCCCGAUGGAUCCUUAGGACGGGACUCGACACACACACACACACACACACACAGCCCAGCAGUAGCGUUCACCGUCUGUCGCCAGCGUGUGCAUGUGAACGGAUUCUUGCCCUUUUUUACCAGGGAUCUACGGCCACACGGACGUCAAAAUGUGUGGCUGAAGAACACAACUCGGGAUUACAGCUGUCUAAAUCCCUUAUUUUGUCCUUCUGUGACUGUCCAAACUGAGGAUUUGCUCCGGCCAGCGCAGCGAUCAUGUCGGGGAAAAUGGAAAGCAAGCACGAAUCCCAGAAGUCUCACCUCUCCUCUUUCACAAUGAAAUUGAUGAAAUUUCAUUCCCCGAAGAUUAAACGAACUCCAUCUAAGAAGAGCAAACAGCUCCAGCCAGAGCCUACGGUGACGACUCCAGAGAAACCAGUCAACAAGAAGGUGAGUCGGUUGGAGGAACAGGAAAAGGAGGUGGUGAGUGCUCUACGUUACUUUAAGACGAUUGUGGACAAGAUGAACGUCGAUGCGAAGGUUUUGCAGAUGCUUCCUGGUUCGGCUAGUAAAGUAUUGGAGGCCAUAUUGCCGGUGAUGCAUGUAGAGGCUCGAAUACAGCACAGUUCGGCAGUGUCCUCCUGUCAUAACCGCGUCUAUCAGAGUUUGGCGAAUCUGAUUCGCUGGUCCGACCGGGUGAUGCUGGAGGGCAUCGACCUCGACGACAAGGACACUGUGGCAACCGUCACCACGGUGAUCAAAGCUGUGCUGGAUGGUGUGAAGGAGCUAGUGAAACUCACUAUAGAGAAACAGGAGCAACCAUCCCCGACAUCCCCCAGCAAACCAGCACCUACUCUGUCCAAAACAGAGAGUGUGUGUGAAAAUCCUCUUACCGAGCGAGAGAAGGCGAUCCUGAGUAAGACCACGCCCAUUGUCCCGCCCACUGCCAGCUUGACUGACAUGUCAGAGGAAGAGGUUGCUCCGCCCAAACCUCCUCUACCUGAAGUUAAACUGGCAGAGCACAGGAAAAGGAUGCAGUUGUGCUCCGAUCCUGUUGCAGGGCAGCGGAGGGCCACAGCGAUGGAAACCCCGCCCGCUCUGCCUCCCAAGAAGCGACAGUCGGCCGCCUCCCCCACACGUGUUGCUGUGGUAGCACCGAUGAGUCGAGUCCCAUGUGGUCCCAACCUGCCUCCUGGAGCUCUGAGACAGCAGGAGUUUGACGUGGAUCUCCUCCAGAGGCGUUUCUCCGGUGGGAGCCAGUCAUACGACGGGGAUUCACCUCGUCUUUCUCCCUGCAACAGUAUGGGAAAACUCAGCAAGUCCGUCGAGCAGCUCUCAUCUCUGGAGCGAGACAGUGGCCAGUGCUCGCGCAACACUAGCUGUGAAACACUAGAGGGAUACGAUCCAGAUUAUGACUUCCUGCAUCAGGAUCUAUCCGAUUCCGAGCCUUUACCGUUUCCGACAGGCACUGGUAGCAGUCUGAGCCCUCUCCCAGAAUGCCACGGGGAGUCUCAGUCGUUAAGCCCCGCCCAUGUCCCCACCCACCCACGUUUCAGCGCUCCCGUCACUAAUCAGGCUUCCCCGGAGUACUGGACUCCGCCCCCCACACCUGGACCGACCAAUAGCGUGCUUCCCCCCGCCCUCCCGCAGAAGCAGCGGCGGUCUGCGCCGAUCAUAUCGGCGUACCCUCUUUACGAGCGCCUCCCAUCGCACUACGAGAACCUGUCAGAAGAGGAGCAGCCCACGCUGCCGUUCCCGCUGCUGCCGCAGGUCAACGGAGACGACCUCUCGCACUGCACCGACACUGACAGCCCUCCGCCGCUGCCAGAGAAGAAGGGCAAACAGAUCCUCCAGUACAUGCAGUUCAUGGAGGAUUACUCUGAACCGCAGCCGUCCGUCUUCUACCAGAUGCCUCAGAACGAGAGUAUUUACGAGCAGAGGAGGAACAAGCGCUUUCAGGAGGUUUACGGCUUCAACGAUUCCUACAGCAGCUCGGACUCCGUCCACGAAGCCGUCCCUCCGCCAGCGCUGCCUCCCAAACAGAGACAGCUGGCCUCCUACACUUCUUCUCCUCCUCCUCCUCCUUCAUCCUCCUCUUCCUCUUUUUCAAUUCCCCCUCCUCCUGCUGGGCUUCUUGAGGAGGCGGAGCCUGCUCUUGGUCUCAGCCUAUCAGUGUCUAACUCCUUCCUCAGUGGCCACGCCUCUUUGACCACACCUGUGAGUUCUGACCUGCUUGGUUUGACCAGUGCCGGCAGAGCUCUAGAUGGUGGGGGUGUCUCUAACGGGUCCUUGACCAGCUCUCCGGUCUCUCUGGCCAUCUGUCCUCCGUCUGAGUCUUCUCUUUCUGAUUCACUUCUUACCUCUGCGAGUGAAAGUGUUGAUGAAGGCGGUGAGGGAGAGUAUGUGAACCUGUACUCCUCCACACAGGCUAAUGGAGAAAACACACACCGCGCUGACCCCUCGUCAUGUGAAGAUGAGGUUCAGGAGCACACCCCUCACAUACCCACCUCCAACAGCAAAGAAGCCUUGUCUAAGGACAGGCCGAAGGAACCCAGUCAUGGUCAGAUCAAUGAUGUUGAUGAACUGUCCCUCAUUGAUCAUAAUGAGAUUAUGAACCGUAUCGCACUCAAAGCAGAGAAUGAUGAUGGUCCUGAUGUGAGAGCCGGCUCUGGUGAUAUACUGUUAGUUCACGCUACAGAAACAGACCGCAAAGAUUUGGUGCUUUACUGCGAGGCUUUUCUCACCACCUACAGAACCUUUAUAACGCCCGAAGACCUCAUUAAAAAACUACACUACAGAUAUACUCGCUUCUGUCACAGUCCAGACACCUUUAGGAAGCGUGUCAGUAAAAACACGUUCUUUGUGCUGGUGAGAGUCGUGGAUGAACUCUGUCUGGUGGAGCUGACCGAGGACAUCCUGAGGCAGUUGAUGGAUCUGGUCUUCCGGCUGGUCUGUAAUGGAGAGCUGAUUCUGGCGAGGGUCCUGCGAAAGAACAUCCUCGAUAAAGUGGAACAGAAGAGGCUCCUGCGACACAUGCACAUGCUCAAACCUCUCGCCGCGCGGGGCGUCUCUGCCAGGCCCGGCACGCUGCAUGAUUUCCGCAGUCAUGAGAUCGCCGAUCAGCUGACGUUGCUGGACGCAGAACUGUUUUACAAGAUUGAGAUUCCUGAGGUGUUGCUUUGGGCGAAGGAACAGAAUGAAGAGAAAAGUCCAAAUCUGACCCAGUUUACAGAGCACUUUAACAACAUGAGCUACUGGGUGCGCUCUAUCAUCAUCCAGCAGGAGAAAGCUCAGGACAGAGAGAAACUGCUGCUCAAAUUCAUCAAAAUCAUGAAGCACUUGCGGAAACUGAAUAACUUCAACUCUUAUUUGGCGAUUCUCUCGGCGCUGGACUCUGCACCAAUCAGACGACUGGAAUGGCAGAAACAGACGUCUGAGGGUUUGGAGGAGUACUGCACCUUGAUUGACAGCUCGUCGUCCUUCAGAGCGUACAGAGCGGCGCUAGCAGACGUGGAGCCUCCAUGCAUACCAUACCUGGGUUUGAUCCUACAGGACUUGACAUUCGUUCACCUCGGAAACCCGGAUUUUAUUGAUGGUAAAGUGAAUUUCUCCAAGCGCUGGCAGCAGUUCAACAUUCUGGACAGCAUGAGACGCUUCCAGCAAGUACACUACGAACUGAAACGGAACGAAGACAUCGUCUCGUUCUUCAACGACUUUAGCGAUCACCUGGCAGAGGAGGCAUUAUGGGAGCUCUCGCUCAAGAUCAAACCACGAAUCAUCUCGCGGCGCAGGACAGAGCGCGAGGAGAAGACCUAGAACCUAAAAUCUAGAACCUCAGAGACAGUUUACGGUGAGACCUGAACCUCCUGCAGAACCUUGGGAACCCACACUAGAGUUCUUAAUCCGGUUCUGGAGCUGAUAUGGGCUGAACCGACACACGCAGGCUCCUAUUUGCACCAAUAAAUUGAGACAUGGGCAGUAUUUUUCCCUGACUGUUGACUUUAAAAACUCAGGAGGGGAAUCCUGAUUCAGUAUAGAUAUUCAGAUAUGCAAUCGCGCGCACACAGAGGACCCCAACGCUGUGAUAUAAAGCUAAAUCCUCACAACUUUCUAUGUUUGCGUGUACUGAUGUGUGGCUGUACAGAAAGACACAAUCUAAGAGGGCUUGGUUGAUUUGAUAUUAAAACACUGUGCCUGAUGGAGUGAGUUUGUGUUUGUUUGUCCCGCUCAGACGUACCGUUCUGACCUCUCAAAGGUCUAUUGAUUCAACCUACGAUUCGCCCGUUUGGAAAUGGGUCACUUGGGAAACAGGCAGACAUGUGUGCAAUCUUAUAAGCCUUUUAUAAGGAAUAUUCACUGGUCUGUUGAAAUGAAUAUGUUUUGACAGACGCGUUGAGUAAUGGACUAUUUGGACUAAAUUAAUUUGAAAAUUUAAAGAAUGAACUGGACGUUUGGACUCAUUUUUCACAUCGUCUUGCUAUAUUGUUUUGUGUGUGAUCAUGUGCAUCCCUCAUUAUAACCGUUUACGCUGUCACAUGACUGACAGUUCCUCGAAUUCCAAAAAAAUCGUCAAGAACGUGCUUUUUUACCUUAAAAAAAAAUAAAAUUUACAUUGUGACAUUAUUUUCAUGACUAUUUCUUUUCAUGCACAUUUACUUCCCAAUUAUCAGUAGCUUGCAAAAUGCAAAUAAAUAAAUGAUUACAUAAAGAAAUUCAAAAAUGCAUGAAUAUUAAAAUAUUAAUGUUAAUUUAAAAUCAAUUUAAUGAGUAAAAUCAAGGCUUAUUAAAAAGUAAUGUGCAUUUGUAAGGCACAAACAUAAUGGUAGUAUUUGUUGUACUGUGGAUUAAAUUAAUCCUAAUUUAAAGGGGGAAAAUGGCUCAAAUUCAUAAAACAAAAACAUAAAUUAAAAAGAAAUUUUAAUUGUCCAUAUAGCAUUUAUGCAAUUUUUUCACAAGUUUACAUGAAAAUAUUUUUUUUAAGAUUCAAACAGAAAAUCAUUAAAUUAUUCAAUGCAUAAAAAAGAUUUACAAAUCACAAAGAAAAGUGUUCAUGCUUUAUAAAUAAGGUUGGAGCUAUAUAUACAUAU
Molecule: messenger RNA, 5068 nt
Organism: Carassius carassius (crucian carp)
Lineage: Eukaryota; Metazoa; Chordata; Actinopteri; Cypriniformes; Cyprinidae
Product: rap guanine nucleotide exchange factor 1-like
Exons: 27
Coding region: 258-3797 (1179 amino acids)
Biological process (GO): Ras protein signal transduction; positive regulation of GTPase activity
Cellular component (GO): plasma membrane
Molecular function (GO): guanyl-nucleotide exchange factor activity
Source: RefSeq, a predicted model, not a curated record